This is a messenger RNA of Armigeres subalbatus, 1155 nucleotides long. RefSeq lists its product as uncharacterized. NCBI's taxonomy places the organism in Eukaryota, Metazoa, Arthropoda, Insecta, Diptera, Culicidae. The transcript has 4 exons. Bases 1 to 1155 code for a protein of 384 amino acids. The record is from RefSeq and is a predicted model, not a curated record.
AUGGAUAAAAUCUACAAGAAGUAUAAAAAAAGCGGUACAUACUACCGAAAGUUAAGAAAAACUCGUGAGCAGUACGAAAAUGCUUUGAAAAAAUUGUUUUCUAAAAGUUCGCCGGAGCUAUUGCGUCAUUCGACGGAGCUGAAUGAAGUAGAUUGUGGUAUUGAAAUACCUAACAGGAAGGACACUACAGAUAAUAAUGAUGCAACUAAUGAUCUCCCGCCAAACGUAUCCGGAAAAGAUGAAAUCCAUGUGUUAAGAGAGGCAUCUAGCAUUUUGUCUCAAGAUCCUACUAAAUUCGAAGGAAAAAGUGACUCGGAAGAAGCACUUCGUGCGUGGGCGCUGCAACAUAAUAUAACACAUGUAGCAUUAAAAGAUUUGCUGCUAUUGAUCAAAAUUCAAUAUAACGACAUAAACCUACCGUCUGACCCCAGAACUCUACUGGAGACUCCACAAAACACCGGAAAAUUGUGUUUACCGAUAGAUGGCGGCAAGUAUUGGCACAAUGGUGUUAAAGAUUGUUUAAGGAAAUGGUUUGGAAACCUAUCUGAGGAUAUUAGUAUUAGUAUUAACAUUAAUAUCGACGGUCUUCCAAUUCACAAAAGCUCUAAGCACCAACUCUGGCCUAUUUUGUGUAAUGUGCAUGAGUUUUCCAACCUACCAGCAUUGCCCGUUGGAAUAUUCAUCGGAAAGAGUAAACCUGCAGAUGUGAACGGUUUUCUUACACCUUUCGUUGAUGAAAUAAUUCCUAUCCUCAAGGAUGGAUUUGUUUUAAAUCAACACACCAUAACACUCAAGAUUAGGUGUUUCAUAUGUGAUUCGCCUGCACGGGCUUUUGUAAAAGGGGUCGCCAAUUUUAACGCAAAGAAUGGAUGCCUUAAAUGUACCAUCAACGGUGAAUAUUCGCAUAUUUCGCGAACAGUGGUGUUCCCAUCUCUUCACUGUUCUUUAAGGACCGAUGAACUAUUUCGACAAAAAGCAUACGGAAACCACCACUCUAGUCAAGAUACACCUUUACUCAGGAUACCAGGCCUUGAUAUGAUUCAGGAUUUUGUGGUUGCCGAUCCACUUCACCUUCUGGAGUUGGGAGUGAUGAAACCAGAUAGGGAUGCCACCGGGCUGGAUGAAACGCCUAUUGACUGGAUGGAGGGAUGGUAA